This is a messenger RNA of Apis cerana (Asiatic honeybee), 3468 nucleotides long. RefSeq names its product homeobox protein engrailed-2-B. Lineage: Eukaryota; Metazoa; Arthropoda; Insecta; Hymenoptera; Apidae. The record is from RefSeq and is a predicted model, not a curated record. Gene Ontology annotation, biological process: regulation of DNA-templated transcription. Gene Ontology annotation, molecular function: DNA-binding transcription factor activity, RNA polymerase II-specific; DNA binding.
UAGUAAACGCGUGAAGAAGUGUUUUGCGGUACUUUUUCACGAACGUUCUCCGUACGGCAGAGGCGUUUAUCCAUUGCCAGAGUGUGUAUAGAGAGGGAACCAUUAGUUUGCUGACACAAACCUCUGAAAUAGGGGGGUCGAAGAAGGCGGACGCUACGGGCGGGCAUGCGCCUCCAAUCGGCCAAUCCGAGCCCCUCCUUCCGACCAGCUCUUUUCCCAUAGAUAAAACCUCGCUACUGCGCAUAUCGCCCUAUAAAAACCGGACCAAACGUUAUCCCGCGCAUAUCCGCCGAUAAAUAUUACCGACCACGCAAUUAACGCAAACUGGACUAUCCAAACGAGUUCGUCAAACGUGUCCUAGAACGAUUAAUUAACAAAUUGAUAAUUUCGAAGUUAUUGAAACUUUAGCACGUCGAUAAUAUAUUAUAUAAUUUAACAAGCAAAAUACAAUAAGGAUACAGGAAAGAAUCUUUCCUUUCCUCUCCUUUCCUUUCCUUUCGCAAAUGUUUCGCAAAAUGUUUCGAAAGAAGAUUUCUCGGUGGAUUAUGUAGAUAGGACGCGUACUCCUAUCGAUUUAUUCGCGGUUAUACACUCGGUUAAGUAAAGGAACGUUAAAACCGGUGUGAAUAAGCUUUUGACCCCUACUCCGAUCUGGUGUAACAGCGAGUGGGGACGGGGAUGACCUUCCCUCGCCUUCGUCUCGGGUGGGGAGUCUGGGAGGUUCUUGUGGACCACGGACACGUGCCACCUGUCAUACAUUUCGAGGCGGUUGCUUCCGGAAGGUUGAGCGAGAUUAGUCGUGGAGAUUAGAGAUUACAUUUCUGUAUAUAUUUUGGGAGCCGUGACACUCGAGUGAACGCCAUAUAUGUAUAUAUGUAUAUAAAUAUAUAUAUAUACGCAUAGAAGAAAUGUGCGAUACGGGGAGGAGGCGUCGUAUCCGUUGAAACGUGGAAUCCGUCGAGAUGAUUCUUCCGGAUCCCCGAUGUCUCUCUUCGAGAACGUGCGCGGAAUGGAAAAAUUUUCGGACGCGGAAGGAGAAAGGAAGGAUCGCGUGAGGAAGAAGUAAAUAAAUAAAUAUCUUUUCGUCUUCGCUCGCAUUUUGGAGGCAUGGAUUUUCGUCGAGAUCGUCAUGACGAUCGCAGCAAGGUGAGGAAGGACGAGGGGAGGACGCGGAGGGGAGACGAUGGAAACAUGGUCGUGGAGAGGGAGGGAUUCGUCGAAAUCAUCGGGGACGACGUUCGCCGGGCCUCGAUGGCGAUGGGUUACGAGUCUGAUUCGAGCGGUGAAAGUGUUUACGAAGGGAUGGGCGGGGGGAGGGAGCAAAGAGGGAAGGAGAGGAAGAAUUCGAGCGUGGUGGCCGGGUCCACGACGGCUUUCACGAUAGAUAAUAUUCUCGGGAGGCGUGAGAAGAGGAAGAAGAGGAAGAAGGACGUCGCUGGGGUGCGCGUCGAUUCGAAUUGCCCCGAGGGGGGCAGGGAAGAGGAGCAGGAAGAGGAGGAGGAGGAGGAGGAGGAGGAGAGGAUGGAAGGGAGUCAGUUUAUCGGAUCUAACGUCGUAUCGGCCGCUAAUUCGGGUUUGUAUCCAGCUGCAGGAUUCUCCUACUCGGAUGUGACCACCCUCGGUUCCCCGGAUCCCGCUUAUUCGGCGACGUCUCUCGCUUCUGCGUCCAUUUUGUACAACAGUUGGUUCGCGCAGUCGAAACCUGGCCAACUUUUCGGCCUGCAAGCAGCGCCUAAACCGAGCGGAAGACGGUCCAGGAAGCCGGGCAUCGACAGGAAACCGCGGCAAGCGUACAGUGCGAAACAAUUGGAGAGGCUCGAGGCCGAAUUCAAGAUCGACAAGUAUUUGAGCGUGAGCAAACGCAUGGAGCUGUCCAAGUCCCUAAACUUGACCGAGGUACAGAUAAAAACGUGGUUUCAAAAUCGUCGCACCAAGUGGAAGAAGCAGCUUACCUCGAGAUUAAAAAUCGCCCAGAGGCAAGGACUUUUCCCGCCUACCUACUUUCCACCGGCGCAGUAUCCCCUGUUACCCUAUUACACCGCGCCCCUCGUCUUUGGAACUCCAACGUCGGACGAUAUGAACGCGAUGACGAUGACGAUACCGCCGCGGCCGGUAUCGUCGUCCGAUACCCUAUAAAAGGAUAUGUACGAUCACUCGCGUCGUCGCAGACGAGGAUAAAACGUGACGUUUAAUAGGACUCUCCUAUAUUUCCUACAUGAUCUCGCAAAAGAGCGGUGAGUGAGAGGAAUUACAUUAUUCGACGGAAAAACAAAAGUUGGUAAAGUUAAAGAAAAGUAAUAAUUUCGUUUUUGAUACCAUCCUUUCAUAAAUUUAUUCGAGUGCGUUUAUCGUAUUCAUGGAUAUUUGAUUGAAUUGAUUCACGAAUUCACAGCUUUCGACACACACAGUACAAUACACUUUGCUUUAAAGUAUUCCUUGAGCUGUUUAUAUAUCGCAAAUAGCAUUAGCUUGCUUUACGUAGCGUAGAAUCGCGCGCAUUGUAGAGCAGAGAAUAUCUAUAUUUUCCACGUCUUAAAGAUUAUUAAGACGAUAAAAGUGUGUUUCUAUCUUGUUUGUAAUAGAGUAUAUUGGACAAGGAGGGGAAAUGGUAGGAAGAGGACAGAGAUAAGGUAAAAAUAUCGAAAUCAGCGCCAUCUUCAGAGUGCCGUAAAUGAAACUCGAUAUAUAAGGACAGAAAAUAGUUGGAGAAGGAUAGGAAAUAGGAUAGAAUUGAUCACUAGCGCCAUCUCUCAGUGCCAUAGAUAUAUUCAAAAAAUGGCGUUUCUAAAAAUUCUUCGUAGAUGGCGCUGAAUCUAAAUUCUCACCUUAUUCAAUUUUUAAAAAGAUAUCUUCGGUAAUCGAGAGAUGGCGCCAAUAGUCAGAAUGAAAUUGACUAUUGGCGCCAUCUCUAUCCUAGUGUUUUUUUUUUAAUCCUUGUAUAUUGAGUUUUAUUUGAGUGACAUUCUAGAGAUGGCGUUGAUUUCGCGAUUUUUACUCCAUUUUCGUUCUUAUCGCAUUAUUUCCUCUCUUUAUCUACAGUUACUUUUGGCAUUCGUGAUAUUACACCAAGUAUGGAAUGUCAACGUGGAAUUAUCUAAUAUGUCUAAUCUUAAUUUAUCUAAUAAUUUUAAUAAUAAUUUAUCUAAUAUGUCCUAAUCUUUGAUAUAAAAAAUAUGAAUGUUAUUUUCUCGACUUUACAAUGUAUCUUUAAGACGAUCUCGCAAAACAUAAUAUUCCGAUGUACGUGUGAAAUAACAGUGAGCCUACCUUACUUUACGUUAUCGUAUUUUAUCUUACGCUAUCGUUAUUUUAUUCAACGAAAAAACGUAUGUACAACGUAUUUCUUUAUUGAUAAUUUUCGCUAAUUAGAUGUUCGACUGUAAAAUAUAAAUUUAUGUUGUCAAUAAUGCAUAAGAUGGAAAUUUUGUGUACAUAAGUUGCGACUAUAAUAAAUAGAAAUUUUAAAAA